ACACAGUCUGUUCAAGUCUCCCUUUGUGUUGAGCCCCGGAUCGUGCUGCUCCAGGACCGGGAUACUCCGUGAGAGAGACCCCGGAUAGUACGCUGAUGUCUGCGGGGCUGGAGGCCGUCAUGUCCGGGGAUGAGGGUUUCAUCCUCCGGUUCCCUGUCCACCGCGCCUGUCGGGACGGGGACGUCCGCGCUAUGGUGUCGGUACUGGAGGAGCUGUCAAAUCCGGCGCAUCUCACCGUCGAGGACCCGUGUUUCGGAUGGAGCCCCAUCCACUGGGCAGCACACCACGGACAGCUGGACUGCGUGGUCCGUCUGGUGCAGAUGGGCUGUAAAGUGAACUCAGUGACAAGCCGCUUCCACCAGACGCCGACACACAGCGCUGCAUUUGGCGGACACACACACUGCGUGGUAUGGCUGGCUCAGGCCGGGGCCGAUGUCAACCAUCAGGAUUUGGUAGGUGAGGCUCCCAUUCACAAAGCAGCUCGCUGCGGCAGUCUGGAGUGUAUCCAGGUGCUGCUGAUAGCAGGCGCCAAACCACAUUUAAAGAACGACCGCGGGCAGACGGCUGCAGACCUGGCGCAUGCCCACGGCUUCCACGACUGCUUCUGCUUCAUCUCCAAUGCCCACAAGACGCUGCUGCAGCUCUCCGGGCUGCACCGCAACGGGAACGGUGCCCCCUGUGGCGAGGAGGCACUUGGCAGAAAGAGGCAGCGGACCCCGGAGGAUGCAGCUCUCACCAAGAAGCCCCGCAGAGCCGAUUGUGACGAGCUGGAGAACAUGAACGUUGAGAGUAUGAACGUGGAGGACAUGAACAUGGAGGAACCUCAAGCAGAGGAGUACAGUAGAGCUGCUGCAGACCGACACCUUCCCACACUGCUUUGCGGCCUCCAGGCUGACCCGGACCUGCCACCACCUCCAAGCCGUCUGCAGCCGCCGCCGACUCGCCGCGCCGCCAUCGACAUGUGCGGCUCUCUGCACCUGAGCGGCAGCCCCAGUAGCUGCGUGUCCCACCGGCCCAGCUGGUGGGGGCUGACAGGGGAGGAGUGCGGCGACUUCCUGCACUACGGACACUUCCACGGCUUCGGAGACACGGCCGAGGAACUGAGCGAUGGCGGCCACACCAGGACCAAGCAGGAGUCUGCCGGGAACCAUCAGCUGUGCCACGGCUCGUAAGCACCAUGUCAACACGGCGGGGAAACAUCGGACACCAAAGAUUCCCGUUAUGCGGUUAGCGCGAACAACUCCACGUAUUUGUACGACAGGAAUGUUAGAAUGUUUGUUUUGAAAUUUGUUUUCAGAGUUUUCAUUCAUAACCAACAGUUAUCCGUCAUCAGCAAAGAAAAUACACUUUAGCCCAAAUUCUCUGUUUGUUAACCCAGUUAGCUUUACGCUAAUGCUCCCAGGCUAAGUGACUCCAGACAAAUCCGUCCCUGCUUUUUUUUUUUUUUUUUUUAAUAUGUUGUAGCUUUACAGCAGAUUUGUGUUCUGUGUAGUUGUAGUUUUCUUUUCUCGAGGUUGUUUUGUUACAGUUCCAGAAGAGUAGACAGGAUAAGUAAGUUGGUAUCGUCUUCUAUAAAUAAGUUCUGUGGGUUUUUUUUGUUUUUAUCACAAAAAGGGACAAAUACAUUUCAACAAAGCACAAUUACUUCAGUAUAGUAAAAAAAAAAAAAAAACCCUCGGCAUGCAUGGCCAGUUUAGCUUAAAUGCUAAUGUUACUUUGCUUGCAGUAAGGGUAGCAGUUCUCAGUGUCGUUAUAUGUCAAGUACUUUUUCUAAAAGUGUGGUUCCCACGAAAUUAGAAACGGUGCGAGCUGUGAUUGAAAAAAUUAAUUUGUGGAAUUAAUUUUAAUUUAAUGAAGGGCCAUUCGACAGGCUCGAUUGGAUCCUCUAGUGGGCCCAGGGCCAUAUGUUUGACACCCCUGAUUGAGACGUCUAAGCUAAGAAAAUUUGUUAUUUGACCUAAUGAUGGUUUAUUUUGGUGAACAGAGAAAGGGGGCGGGGCUAAGAGCUGAUAAUUGAAUGAGUUAUUGAAAGUGCAAUGUCCUGAUGUAUCCUCCGUUACUAUGGAGACCGCAAAGAUGAUCAUAAAAUGGAUAUUCCUUUCUUCACGUAGUAAUACCGCCAUGCAGUUGGGGGCAGUAGUGAGUCAGUCCAGCCUCUGUCAUACACUUUAUCUGCUCGACUCGCUGCACCACCACGUGGUAUUAAGUGGUAUCACACGAUUGCUGCCUCUAAAUUCUUAAAUGUUCCAACAUCCUCAUGUUGUUUUUAAGCUGAAUCUUUGCCAGUAUUUGGAAAUGUUUGUAAAAACGGUGCUCAUCUGCUCGCUGGUGUGCACUCUGGAGGACUGUUACCUCCUUCUACCAAAGGGAUCAUGAGCUGAUGGCUACUUUUUGUAAAUUUGAUAAUUUUUUUGUACGGUCUCUAUUUUUUCUAAACACUACAGCAGCUGUUUGGGAAUGUUUGCCAAAAACUGCCUUUCACCGACACCGCUGCCAUCUGAGAGAUACUUUUCUACCGUCUCACUUUCUAUUAAACUGGUUUUGCAUUUUCAUAAG
Messenger RNA from Salarias fasciatus (jewelled blenny), 2556 nucleotides. RefSeq names its product ankyrin repeat domain 10a (gene ankrd10a). Bases 96 to 1172 code for a protein of 358 amino acids. The record is from RefSeq and is a predicted model, not a curated record. The transcript has 6 exons. Gene Ontology annotation, molecular function: protein binding. Lineage: Eukaryota; Metazoa; Chordata; Actinopteri; Blenniiformes; Blenniidae.